This is a messenger RNA of Corticium candelabrum, 1317 nucleotides long. RefSeq lists its product as uncharacterized. NCBI's taxonomy places the organism in Eukaryota, Metazoa, Porifera, Homoscleromorpha, Homosclerophorida, Plakinidae. The record is from RefSeq and is a predicted model, not a curated record. Bases 68 to 1132 code for a protein of 354 amino acids. The transcript is spliced from 7 exons. Gene Ontology annotation, molecular function: oligosaccharide binding.
AGACGGCUAGAGUACGAGCAGGCACUAGCCGGUACUUGCUCACGCAGACGCUUUCCUGUUCUCUUCGAUGACGAUGCAGCGAUUGCCACUCUUCGUGCUCCUACCACUGAUGUCAACGGCUACUGCUCAAACGGACGCAUACGACACGGAAAUCAAUGGCUGCAAGGGCUGCUGCUCACUAACAAUAUCAGACAUUCACGGUGCUCCCGGUGUUCCUGGCGGUCCUGGCGUUCCCGGAGAGGAAGGGCAGAAAGGUGACAAAGGUGAUAAUGGCGCAAAAGGCGAGCAAGGAAGAAUCGGAUUGGCUGGACAAAGAGGAUCGCCAGGGCGUCUUAAUCUAAAUUUGUGCUUUAGAGACGUAACAGGGAUGAUGCGAUAUAACCAACAAGUGAUAGAGUACUGUGACGGCACCAAAUGGUUAACUCUAGUUUUAACAAUUGGUACAUCACAUCUGCUGCCAGCAGUAUCAUGUCAGCAAGUAGCAAGUACGUACAAAUCAAUUUCCUACAAUGGACAAUAUUGGAUUAAACCAACUGCCGUCCACCCACCAUUCCAGACAUUCUGUGAUGCGAGAGAAGGUUGGACAUUGAUCAUGAAAAUAGAUGGGAAUAAGCAAACGUUUGACUACAACAACCAGUUGUGGUCAAACAAGGAGACGUUUCAAUUAAAUAACCUGGACUUGGAUGACAAAGAAACAAAAUUGGCUUCUUAUUGGACUCUACCAUUUACUGAACUUCGUCUGGGAAUGAAAGUAGAUGGGACAACCAAAUGGAUCACUUUCAGAUAUACCGCAUCAUCUCUCUACAGCCUUAUUGCUGAUGGACAGUACAGGAACACAAGUAUUGGUGAAACCAAGUGGAGAAGUUUGCUGCCAAGGUCGUCACUUCAAAGAAAUUGUAACAGGGAAGGAUUCAAUGCAAAGAGUAGUAACAGUAACAACGUCUUGAAUCAUUCACUAGCUCGAUUGGGAUUUAUUGCUAACCAAGAGAACAACUGUCAGUCGCCGGACUCUUUCUUUGGUUUUGGAACAAGGUACAAAUCAGCCCGAAAUAGUGCUGGAAACUAUGUUACAAUUUCCCCGGACAACGGUGCUCUAAACAUCAGAGCAAUUGGCUACAUCAUGGCACGUUGAAACAAUUAUACACUACACACAGUUUGUGAACGUUUAGAUAGUCAGUUACAGCUUUGUAGUAACUGCUAGCUACAAUAAUGUAUACGUACAUUUCCAAUUUAGUAUGCUUGCUCUCAUUGACACAUACCUAUGCAAGCUUUUAGUGUCAGUUAAAAAGGAAAGUGAAAUAUAGUAACGAGUGCUCA